AUGGCUUAUGCUUCUGGGUCCGAUGUUAGGGAUUGUACCAGGGGGAUCAUCUAUGUAUGCGCGCCGCUUUUCAUAGUGAAUACGCUGGCAUUCCUGGCAUUGACGGCCGUGAUUGCAGUGUUCUCUGCUCUGCGCGUGUACGCACUCUGGCAUGGGUCAAGGAUACAGUAUAUUUUCCCCGCCAUUGUGCUCAUGCUUGGGUUGGUCCCAGUUGGGACAAAUAUUUUUGGCUGGGUACAUACUGUGGCUGCGUUCUUGGACAAUCCGCCGUUUACUAGCUGCGAAUUCUACAUCAAUGUCCCACCGAAGCUCAACUCAGACGUAAUUGCUGCUGACGUCCUGGUCCUCGUUUUGACAUGGACGAAAUCCUUCAAGCAAUUCCAAGAUAUGCGACGACUCAAACUUGGCACGUCCAUUUCGGCUGUACUUCUCCGAGACGGCACGGUUUAUUUCAUCACCCUCCUAGCCACAAAUACUCUGCAGCUUCUAACUUACUCGAGUGCUUCCUUCCAUGGCAGUUUUGCGGAGGUCUUUAUUCAGCUUAUGCCUGCUAUUCUGGUGCAACGCUUCAUGCUUAACCUCCGCCAGCUCGGCCACACUUCUGGUGAGAUUAGCUCUGACCCAGAGCCCUCUUCACGCCUUUCCAUGAAUUUCAGAGUUCCCUCCGAUUUCCUCGGGAACAUUGGGGAGCCUCUGGACUACAGCCAAUCAGAGAAAAUCCAUGAGGAUGGUGACAUUACGACGGAGGAUCAACAUGAAGAGAGCACUGCAGAAACACCAUGCACAGACUGGGAUAAUUUCAUGGAAGCUGGCGUUGCCCCAGCGUCGCGGUCCACUGAACAUGCAGGGGACAAAGACAGCACUGGCUCGCCCAGCCAAGAUAUUGCUCUCCGAGGCGUCUGAAGCCAAAAGAAAAAAAGCUUGGCGAUCAAGUACGUAUGC
Phanerochaete carnosa HHB-10118-sp is the source of this 942-nucleotide messenger RNA. RefSeq lists its product as uncharacterized. NCBI's taxonomy places the organism in Eukaryota, Fungi, Basidiomycota, Agaricomycetes, Polyporales, Phanerochaetaceae. The transcript is spliced from 9 exons. The coding region runs from base 1 to 903 and encodes 300 amino acids. The record is from RefSeq and is a predicted model, not a curated record.